Nezara viridula (southern green stink bug) is the source of this 1864-nucleotide messenger RNA. Lineage: Eukaryota; Metazoa; Arthropoda; Insecta; Hemiptera; Pentatomidae. The record is from the annotation of a GenBank genome assembly.
AUCGCUGCUACACCGAGGCUUAGGUGUAUUUCAGAUAUUCAAGAUGAAAGGUGCAAUUUGUUUCUUAAUAUUCUCCAUUGUGAACUACUGCCAUGGAUAUAACAUAUUGGUGAUGAUGCCUUUUCCAUUGUACAGUCACACCAAGUCUUACUUGCCACUAUUUAUCGAAUUAGCAAAAAGAGGGCACAAUGUAACAAUGGUCAGUCCGUUUCCAUUAAAAGAACCAGUUCCGAAUUUCAAUGAAAUUGUCAUUGAGGACACUAUGAAAGAUAAUGAAGUUUCAUCGAGCAACAUGGAUCUAAGAGAAUUGGAUGGAUUUUUAUUUCAACUUUUUGGUCUAAAACUCUUUUGUAAAUUUAUGCUCGAUAACGGUUUCAGUGCUGAAGGGUUGAAGACAUUUUUAAAAGAUAAAGAUUCUAAAUUUGAUAUGGUCAUUACUGAGACUUUUUUUUGCCAGGAACCAUUUAUAGCUUUAGGGCACAAGUACGGGGCUAUUCAGGUUUCUGUUCAAUCAAUUGAGAUAUUCAUGGGAUUAUCUCGCUCAACCGGAAACCCGCACAAUCCGGCUUAUGUGCCCUCUCACAUAUUUCCAUCAUCACAUCACAUGAAUUUUUGGGAAAGGUCAAAAAGUACAUUUGUUAAUCUACUAGAUUAUCCUAUAACUCAUGCAGGAUGGAUGUAUAUGGACCAUUACAUGAGAAGCCAAUUUGCGCCGUACCCUGGAUUUGAAAAUUUGCCGCCAAUAACAGAUAUGUUUAAGAAUUUUUCUCUUGUUCUACUUGACAAUAGUAAGGCAAUAACUUACCCCCGCGCGUAUCUUCCAAAUAUAGUCGAGAUCGGAGGACUGACCAUCAAAGGAGGGGAUAAACUCGAUAAAGAAUGGGAAAAAUAUUUGAAUGAAUCUGUUGAUGGAAUUAUAUACUUCAGCUGGGGAUCCCAUUAUCCAACAAAAAAUAUUAAACCUCACGAACUGACUGCUUUCAUGUCAGCAUUCGGAAAGCUAAAACAAAGAGUACUAAUGAAAGUAGAUGAAGAUACACUGCCGGGGAAACCUGAUAACGUAAGGCUGGCCAAAUGGGUACCACAAGCAAGUGUACUGGGCCAUCCCAAUGUCCGUGCUUUUAUCAGCCACGGUGGACUUCAUGGUGUUUUGGAGGGAACUUAUCACGGUGUUCCUAUCAUAGGAACUCCACUUUUCCAUGAUCAAAAGAGCAAUAUUAAAUUUUGUGAAGAUGCUGGUUAUGGCAUAUACAUAGAUCUAAAUACUAUCACUGAAGAAAUUCUCUUGGAUGCUAUUAAUAGGAUAUUGACAACUUCAUCUUAUAAGGAAAAUGCUCUAAAAAGAAGUAAAAUCAUGAAAGACAAUCCCAUGAGUGUCAUGGAUAAUGCAGUCUACUGGGUGGAAUACGUACUUCGGCACAGAGGAGCUCCUCACCUAAGAUCUGCGGCAGUAGAACUGUCUUGGUACCAAUAUCUCCUCCUUGAUGUGAUUGUAGUUUGGGGAGCGGUCUUUGUUGUGGUUGUAUUAUUGUUAAAGAAAAGUAUUAAAUGCAUAUGUAAAGCUAGGAAAUCAAAAAGUAAAAAAGACUGAUGAAAACUUUGGUAUGAAGUCAAGAAAAGAAAUGACAAUAAGUGAUUGUGCUGUAUUUCGGAUAUUUAUAUUUUGUAUAUUUUAUUUAUUAUAACCUAGUGGCAUUAACUGUCAGAUUGAAUUUAAUAUGUACAUUGAUGUUCUGUCAUCUUAUAUUUUUCUUUAAUGUAAAUUAUUAUUUGCUCAAUAAUGUGGUUUCUUAUAAUAAAAUAUUUAAGUAAAAAAAUUGUAAUUUAUAAUUUAUUUCCUGUUAUCAGAAUAAAUUUUGUGUAC